Gloeophyllum trabeum ATCC 11539 is the source of this 420-nucleotide messenger RNA. RefSeq lists its product as uncharacterized. The coding region runs from base 1 to 420 and encodes 139 amino acids. The record is from RefSeq and is a predicted model, not a curated record. The transcript has 5 exons. Lineage: Eukaryota; Fungi; Basidiomycota; Agaricomycetes; Gloeophyllales; Gloeophyllaceae.
AUGUACUCUCCCUCGCUCGUGCUCUUCUCCUUCCUCGCGACUCUCCUAUGUCUCGCGCAGGCCGCGAGCAUCCACUGGAACUCGACUGACGUUGUCGUCCCGGGGGAGAAAUCGCUUGCCAAGCGAGUCGACAACGCGAAGCUUACCUGGUUCUCUGUGGGACUUGGAGCAUGCGGUCACAACAACGUUGACAGUGAUCUUGUCCUCGCCCUCAGCGUGGCUGACUUCGGCGCUGGGUACCCCGGUCCCAACUGCGGUAGGCAAGUCAGGAUCACCGCGAACGGGAAGACCGCGACUGGCACAGUAGUAGACAAGUGCCCCGGAUGCCCCGCUGGAGCUCUUGACCUCAGCCUGGGUCUCUUCAAGAUCUUCGCAGACCCCGCUGUGGAGGUUACGUACGGCUCCUGGACCUACGUCUGA